AUGGACAAUUCGACCAGCCGCCCAGCUUCGCACCGGCGGCCCCAGACGCCUGCCAUUACGGUCGAUACCUCGGCCAUCAAUAAUGAACAAGAACCCUUCCCAGACGUAGAGGACCACUCUCCUACGUCACCGACCUUCGAAGACACAAACACUCUCGCCGUUCCUACGAGGACAUCCCGCGCACAGUCAUGGGAUUCCAACAAGUCGCAUCCUACACAAACUCCUACGACUCCUGGAUCCGAUCCAGGGGACUCUCUACGAAAACCCUCGGCCGCUGGAGACAGCAACAUUACGGGGACCACUAAAAAUGGAAAAAUCGAUCCGUUGAGUCCGGAUCCGGGCGAGGAGCAGCUCUUCAAUAUUGUCAAUAACCCAUUCGCCUUCUCGCCAGGCCAGCUCACCAAGACUCUCAACCCAAAGAGUCUUGAUGCAUUUGCGGCCCUUGGUGGUCUUCCUGGUCUUGAAAAGGGUCUCCGUACCGACAGAGCGGCUGGCCUCAGUCUCGAUGAGGCCACAAUCUCGGAUCCUAUUUCCUUCGAAGAUGCUGUAGCGGCAGGCACCGACACAGCGAACCCAAAGAAGGCCGCUCUGGAUGUUAAUGCUAUUGCAAAGGAGGCUGGAAGUCAGCCGGACGGCUCAGCUGGAAACGACUCUGAUGGAAACUUUGCCGACCGGAAGAGGGUGUUUGGCGAGAACCUUCUUCCCGAGAGGAAAUCGAAAUCUUUCUUGGAGCUCGCAUGGAUUGCUCUCCAGGACAAGGUCUUGAUCCUUCUGUCGGUUGCUGCUGUCAUUUCUCUCGCGCUCGGCCUAUACCAAACUUUUGGUAACAAGCAUCACCAGGGCGCCAAAGUCGAGUGGGUCGAAGGCGUUGCCAUUGUUGUCGCCAUUUUGAUUGUCGUUAUCGUUGGUGCUGCCAACGAUUGGCAAAAGGAGCGCCAGUUCAGGAAACUGAACAAGAAGAAGGAAGACCGCAUCGUCAAGGUCAUUCGCUCUGGAAAGCCGACCAAUCUUUCUAUCCACCGUGUCCUCGUGGGCGACGUUAUGCUGCUCGAAGCGGGAGACGUCAUUCCGGUUGACGGUGUCUACAUCGAUGGUCAUAAUGUCAGUUGCGACGAGUCGUCCGCCACGGGCGAGUCGGACCUGAUCAAGAAGGUUCCCGCUGCUGCUGUGAUGCAAGGGAUUCGCGAAGGUAACACGAACAUCAAGAAACUCGACCCGUUCCUCAUUUCGGGUGCACGAAUCCUAGAUGGCGUUGGCACGUUUCUUGUUACUGCUGUCGGCCAGAACUCGAGUCACGGUAGGACCAUGAUGUCUCUGCGCGACGAUCCUGGACAGACUCCUCUGCAGCUGAAGCUGAACAUUCUUGCUGGGUACAUUGCCAAACUUGGUAGUGCGGCUGGUCUGAUUCUCCUCGGUGUCCUCACUAUCCAGUUCCUCGCCCGUCUCCCCGGGAACGACGACAGUCCCGACGAGAAGGGCCAGACGUUCCUCCAGAUUCUCAUCACCUCCAUCACCAUUGUUGUCGUUGCGGUUCCCGAGGGCUUGCCGCUUGCCGUGACCCUCUCACUUGCGUACGCGACAAAGCGUAUGACAAAGGAGAACAACCUGGUCCGCCACUUGCAAUCUUGCGAAACUAUGGGUAACGCGACGGUCAUCUGCUCCGACAAGACGGGCACCUUGACCGAGAACGUCAUGACGGUAGUGGCUGGGUCCCUUGGCUCUGGGAGCGUGCGCUUCAACGAUCGUGACGACCAAGACGCGGAGGCUAUCACCGAACCGACGACGCCUGCAAAGGAGUUGCUCAAGGAAUCUGUCGCUGUGAACACGACUGCCUUUGAGGCCGAGGAGAAGGGAAAGCAGGUCUUUGUCGGCACGAAGACGGAGACAGCUCUCCUCGACUGGGCCCGUAAAUGCUUCGCUCUCGGCCCCAUUGCCGAGGAGCGCUCUAGCUUCCCUACGCAGCAACUACUGCCCUUCAACUCGAAGCGGAAGUGCAUGGGUAUCGUCAUUCGUUUGCCCGAGAACAAGUAUCGCCUUUUUAUCAAGGGUGCGCCGGAAAUCGUAUUGGGACAAUCCAACAAGGUCAUCGCAGACCCUACUUCCUCGCUCGCACGCGCCAACAUGGAGGACCAGCAACGCGAGGACAUUAAGCGCACCAUCUCCGACUAUGCUAAGCAGUCUCUUCGUACCCUGGCACUGGCGUACCGCGACUUUGAGUCGUGGCCUCCCCCGAACUCUCGCAAGGAGGAGGGUACCGACAAUGUCGAGUUCAACGACCUGUUCAAGCAUCUGAACUGGAUCGGUGUUGUUGGUAUUCAGGAUCCUGUGCGAGGCAACGUCCCCAAGGCUGUGGCACACUGCCACAGUGCCUCCGUGUCCGUGAAGAUGGUGACGGGUGACAACAUUGAGACUGCCAAAGCUAUCGCCCGCGACUGUGGUAUUCUUACCGAGGGCGGUCGUGUCAUGGAGGGCCUGGAGUUCCGACGCCUCAGCGACCAAGAUCGACGCGCCGUGGUUAGGGACCUGCAGGUUUUGGCGCGCUCCAGCCCCGAGGAUAAGAGGAUUUUGGUCAAGACACUCAAGUCUCUCGGAGACGUCGUCGCUGUCACUGGUGACGGUACCAACGACGCGCCCGCGCUCAAGGCUGCCGACGUUGGUUUCUCUAUGGGCAUCACGGGAACCGAAGUUGCCAAGGAGGCGUCUGACAUUAUUCUGAUGGACGACAACUUUUCUUCCAUUGUCGGUGCCCUCGCUUGGGGCCGAGCCAUCAACGACGCCGUCAAGAAGUUCCUCCAGUUCCAGAUCACGGUCAACAUCACUGCUGUCAUUCUCACCUUUGUCUCGGCUGUCGCCAGUGCCGAAGAGGAGGCUGUGCUCAAGGCCAUCCAGCUUCUCUGGGUCAACCUCAUCAUGGACACUUUUGCCGCGCUGGCUCUCGCCACCGACCCGCCGACGGAAUCGCAACUGCGUCGGAAGCCGGAAGCCAAGACUGCACCGCUCAUUACGUUGACCAUGUGGAAGAUGAUUAUCGGCCAGUCCAUUUACCAGUUGAUCGUAUCCUUUGUGCUGCACUUUGGCGGGCCCAGCUUCUUAAAAUACCCCAAGGAUGAGAUGGACGCGCUUGUGUUCAACACAUUCGUGUUCAUGCAGAUCUUCAAGCUCAUCAAUAGCAGACGUAUCGACAACGAGCUCAACAUCUUUGAGGGUCUGUCGCGCAACCGCCUCUUCUUGGUCAUGUUUGCCAUCAUGGUGGGCGGCCAGGUUCUCAUCGUUUUCGUUGGCAGCGACGCCUUUGUCGUGGUACCGCUGACCGGACCUCAAUGGGGCAUCUCGCUUGUGCUCGGCUUCCUCUCGAUCCCGAUUGGUGUUUUGAUCCGUCUGUUCCCCGACUCGAUCGUCCGCACGUGCGCCCACUGGGUGGACAGGCACCUGCCCAGGAUCCCGAUGCCCAAGUUCCUCAAGCGCAAGAAGAACAAGUCGGACGAGGAGACACAAAACGGCGUCGGCACAGCGUUCCAGGGCAUCCGCGACGAUCUGCUCUUCCUCAAGCGAAUCCGCGGUGGCCGCAUCUACCUUGUCGGCGAUGCCAUCGUACACCCUGUGGAGGCGGUCCGACGCACGCGCAGCCGCAGCAGGACGGGUGGCUCCAACUCGGAAGACGAACGGUCGUCCAUGUCGCCGAUGCGGUCCGCCAUGGGUUCGGCGGUUGGUAUGCCUGGCAUUAUCGCUGCCAGCAUUGGAGGCCUGUCGCCGAUUGAGCGCCAGCCAUCGACGUCCUCGGGCCUGAACGACUCGACGCCACUGCAGGAGGAAAAGGGCCGCCGGGACAGCGACGAGAAGGGGACCGGACCAGCGCAGCCGCAGCCGGUGGACAAGGCGUAA
Messenger RNA from Verticillium dahliae VdLs.17, 3882 nucleotides. RefSeq names its product calcium-transporting ATPase. Gene Ontology annotation, biological process: calcium ion transmembrane transport; intracellular calcium ion homeostasis. Gene Ontology annotation, molecular function: ATP hydrolysis activity; P-type calcium transporter activity; ATP binding. The record is from RefSeq and is a predicted model, not a curated record. The transcript has 4 exons. Gene Ontology annotation, cellular component: intracellular membrane-bounded organelle; membrane. Lineage: Eukaryota; Fungi; Ascomycota; Sordariomycetes; Glomerellales; Plectosphaerellaceae. Bases 1 to 3882 code for a protein of 1293 amino acids.